Molecule: messenger RNA, 6212 nt
Organism: Xiphophorus hellerii (green swordtail)
Lineage: Eukaryota; Metazoa; Chordata; Actinopteri; Cyprinodontiformes; Poeciliidae
Gene: adrb1
Product: adrenoceptor beta 1
Exons: 1
Coding region: 1233-2426 (397 amino acids)
Biological process (GO): norepinephrine-epinephrine-mediated vasodilation involved in regulation of systemic arterial blood pressure; positive regulation of MAPK cascade; positive regulation of heart contraction
Cellular component (GO): plasma membrane
Molecular function (GO): beta1-adrenergic receptor activity
Source: RefSeq, a predicted model, not a curated record
AUUUCAAGGGCUCGUUAAAUCUGUGUUAUUUUAGCUUUCAUAUAAUAAAAAAAAUACCGGUUUCUGGAACAGAAUAUUAAAUUCAACCAAUAAAAAUAGAUUUUUAAAAACUAAAAUCUUAUAUUUUUGAACAGCAUGUUCAUGUUCUGUUCCUUUAAUUCCCUCAAUUCUCAAUUUGCAUGAAUUGCUGCAUCAGUGCAGCGUGACAUGGAGGCGAUCGCAAGAAAUGCAACAGUUUUAGCCCAUUUAUUGAAAACAUCUUUGUUGUAACUCCUGAAUCCCUGGCUCCAGCUGCUAUUGAACAGAUUUUGCUUCAGUUUCUCCUUCCGCUGAAUUUUCCUGACAAACUUUUUGCAGUGAUCUUCUGUGCGUUUUUGUUCUCUCAAGUCAGUCGUUUUCCAUACACCUUUGUAGGAUCAAAACACUGCCUGUGCAUCUUUCUCCACCGUACUUUUUCCUUUCACUAAACUUUCCAUGAAUAUAUUUUAAUAACGCACUUUGUAAAAAGUCUGACUCUUUAGUGGCUUGCUUUGCUUGAGGAGGAUAUCAAUGACAGUAAGCAGUCUUCCUCAUUAUUUCUCUUUUAAAAUCAUUUUUAAUAUGCUAUUUCUAUUUUUUGAAAAAACUGUAUAUAUAGCUAUAUAUAUUAUUUUUUCCAGUAGUUUUAAGUGUUUAGCAUCAAAAGUAACUGUAUCCCACUGGAUGUAAUGAUUGCAAACAGUUCAGUCUUUGAAUUUAAUCAUUGAAAUACAUUUUGGAUAGUCUCAUUUUUGGAUAUGAACAUUUAAAAGCAAGCUUGAUAGAACUCCUCCCUAUAUUAACUUUUCCAACAUCAACAGCCCUUUAUUGUCCCCAUGGGACGGCCCUCUUUUAAAACGUCCUGGAUGCGCCCCUAUCUUGUGCUUAACAUGUCCUCAAAGUUUUCUUCAGGAACUGUCUCUCUAAGUAAUGUAUUCAUGCGCAUUCAGAGGAGAGAAACUGUUGUUUUAAGGAUUUUGACGCUCAGGUGCCGCUUUGCCUCCUCAUCCUCGCCGCUGGGACCCAGCCGGACUCCCUGAUUGGCCGGUGCGCCGCGGUGAUGUCACCGCCUGCCUAGCUGUCCCAGUCCGGUGAGGCAUCAGGCGCAGAUCCGCGCGGGAGCUCCAGAUGGAGUUGACGCGCGAUGGGAUAAGAGCUGCGGGUCUUCUGAUGAACUCGAACCGUGUGGGCUCAGAGUGCAGCUGCAGCCCGUCAUGGGGGACGGCGGCGCGUCUUCGCCGGUGAACCUCCACAACGGCACCGGGAGCGAGGCGUCCGACGCGUCGGGCUCCGCUGCGGCCGCGUCCGAGCACUGGCUGGCCGGGAUGAGCCUGGUGAUGGGUCUGAUCGUCCUGUCCAUCGUGUUCGGGAACAUCCUGGUGAUCGUGGCUAUAGCCAAGACGCAGCGGCUGCAGACGCUCACCAACGUGUUCAUCGUGUCGCUUGCGAGUGCGGACCUCAUCAUGGGGCUUCUGGUUGUGCCAUUUGGCGCGGCGCUGGAGGUGCGCGGCUCCUGGAUGUACGGCUCGUUCUUCUGCGAGUUCUGGAUCUCCGUGGACGUGCUCUGCGUCACCGCCAGCAUAGAGACUCUGUGCGUAAUCGCCAUCGACAGGUAUGUGGCCAUCACCUCACCUUUCCGCUACCAGAGCUUGUUAACCAAAGCCCGCGCCAGGGCGGUGGUGUGCGUGGUGUGGGGCAUCUCCGGGCUGGUCUCCUUCCUCCCCAUCCUCAUGCACUGGUCCCGCGACAGCGUGGACACCGCCUGCUACGAUGACCCCCACUGCUGCGACUUUGUGACCAACAGGGCUUACGCCAUCUCCUCAUCCAUCAUUUCCUUCUACAUUCCGCUCCUGGUCAUGAUUUUUGUUUACGCGCGGGUGUACAGAGAGGCCAAAAAGCAGCUGAGGAAGAUCGACAAGUGCGAGGGCAGGUUCCACAACACCCUAACCGGACUGACCUCCAAGUGCAAGAAGAGGCCGUCGAAGAUCCUGGCGCUCAGAGAGCAGAAGGCGCUCAAGACUCUGGGCAUCAUCAUGGGGACGUUCACCUUGUGCUGGCUGCCCUUCUUCAUCGUCAAUGUGGUGCGGGUGUUCUGCGCUGAGGUGGUGGACAAGAACCUGUUUGUGUUCCUGAACUGGUUAGGCUACGUGAACUCCGCCUUUAACCCGAUCAUCUACUGCCGGAGUCCGGACUUCAGGAAGGCCUUCAAGAGGCUGCUGUGCUGCCCGAGGCAGGCGGACCGCCGGCUGCACAUCAGCUCCUGCGACCUGUCGCGGUGCUCCGGCGGCUUUGUUUCCGCUCUGGAGCCCGGUACGCUGGAGAUGUGGUCGGACUGCGCCGCCCUGGACAACAGCGACACCAGCUUGAUGGGGACUGGGAAACUGCCUCACUCUGAGUCCCAGAUGUGAAGGAAAAUAUUGAAAUUAACUUAUUGUUAUUGCUUAAAAAAAACAACAAAAAAAACCUUCAGCCUGUGCGAAUAAAAACCAAAAUGCAUCCAAAUCGAUCGUCAUUUUGGGACAGGUAUGAGGAAUUUCCUUUAAGGUGUUUUCAAAAAUGUAGAACAAAGUGACGAAGUUUGGAAAAUCCUGCAGAAUCAAACACUUUUAAUAUAUAAAAAAUCUAAAAUCCAAAUUUGCCAAAAAGAAAAACAAGAAGGUAGAACGCAUUUGUUAUAUUUUUUAAAACAAUUAUUUAUAUACUAAAAUAUUGUGUUUUUUGUUUUUUACUCUAAACGUAAUGGAUAAAUUACCCGAUUUAUAUGUGGAGAGCAUUUUAAAAUAAUCCCAACAGAGCCGGACCAAGGCAGUAGCGAUCUAAGCUGCUGCUAUACACUCCCAAGCCAACAGGGGGCUCUCAACGUACAUUUGUUUCUGAAUUUAAAAUUAUUUAAAUUCGUUUUUAUACAUUUCUUUACAACUCAUGAAUUUAUCAUCUUUUACAAGUGCUUUUUUUUAAAUGUAAUUUUUCCGCAAAAGCAAACAUUUAAAGACUUUCCAUUUGUUAUUAUGAAAGUGCGUAAUGUAGGCUACUUUUAUCAUUUUCUCCAACGGUUUCUGAAUUUUAAGUUGAAAAGAAGAAGAAAGUUUUGUUUUAGAUGUAAAACAAAGUUCUGAAAAUUAUUUUGAAGAGCACACACACAAAAAACUGCUUCACUGUGAGAUGAAUGAAUGUAAAUAAGAAAAACCUUUAAAAUUGUAAAAAAAAAAAAAAAAAAUUAUACAUUUUUUGAUGAUGGAGGUUUAGUGGAACUUUCAGGAAACUUGAAAACACAAAAAUCAAAACAAAUUAUUAUUCCUUCUGGUAGAUAUAGAAAAUGUUUAUAAAUGUUUAAGUGAGUUUUUUUUUUUUUUUUCAAUAUAAAACAUGAUAUUUCAGUCAGAAAAUCAAGUAAAACCAGAUAUUUUUCUGGUUAUAAAAUGUCUGAAAGUAAAUUUUACCCAAAGAAACAGCACAUCCACCAGCCUAAUUUAUUCCUAAAAGUAUUUUUUUAACCCUAAUUUUCUUAAAAUUAAGCAAUCACAUUUUUAUCAAUGGUGGGUUUUAAAAUCUACUAUGAUUUUUACAGUUAAAGCCGGCCCAAAGCAUAAGUGCACCAAGCUCCUGGUUAGGACCCCAAACCAUCCUAAUCAGCACUCUUCAGUAUGCUAUGAACCUACUUUCAAGUGUCUCAUAGGAUUUAUGAAUAUCAUUUAUAAAAUAAGUAAUUAAAAUGUUCAUAUUAAGUAAAAUCUUUUGAUGAAAAACGAGGAUUUAAAAAGUUUUCUUGUUUUUUAAAACAUCUGACAGCAGGUAAAAAUCUAACAGAAUAUAGUUUGCUCUUAUUAAAAUGUCCACACCUACUAAAGUGAUUCAUUCACAAAAACUAUAUAUUUUUUAAAGUUAAAUUUAUUGGAUAAGAGUCUCAUUUCUAUCCGUAGAGAUGAUUAUUAUAAAGCAGGUUUUAAAACAAUCCCCCAUCAUGAUGCUUACGCUCUAAAGCCAGUCUGUGGCAGAAGCGAGCUAAGCUGCUGCUUGGAACUCCAAACCACCAGGGGGCGCCCCAAUCAUACUAGAAUUACUAGGACAUGGUCAUCAAAACUUCUUAUUUGUCAUCACAUUAAGAAAAGUUUUAAAACAAACCAUUAAAAACUUUCUAAUGAAUGUAGUUUUAUUUUUUUAGGUUUAUUUUCUUUUAGUUAUUUUGCCAUUUUCCUGAGACAAUAGGGAAACGUAAUGAAACCGAUUAAAGGAUUAAGUAGCCGUCGGGGCUGCUGGGUUUAAUCCAAGCUGGGCCUCCGACACGCUGGGGUUUAUCUCUGUUGACACCAGAUAUAAGCUGUGUUUGUGACGGCUUAGCGCCCCCUGCUAGCCUGCUGGCCCUGAGAGAAAUUUAAUUCUUACACGACCUGUAAGAAUUCGACAAAAACACAAGUUGCACUAAUAGAGAGGAAAACCUUCAAGGCUUAAAAGUUCCCAUUGAUCCUGAUUUCAACAUUAAGGGUUGUUGUGUAUGUUGGGGAAACUGCUAGUUUAAUUUCAGUGAAUGUUAAGUAUUUUUUAUGCUUUCAUUGUAGACCUGCAGCACUUUUUUUCUUUUAUAUUUUCUUUAUAAGUCACAAUUUGAGGUCAGAUCUCCAAUAAAUAAACGUCAUAUCAGCCAGGAUCAGUUCAUCUUCAACUUUUAGAUCCAACACUUUCAUAUUGUAUCCUAGAUAUUCAAAGGUAAGAAUAGACAUUGUUUAAACAGAUUUUCAACCAUAAAAUGUUCACUGACUUAACAAGAGUCAAAAUUAAAAGGUAAUUUAAUCAUUUUUGUUUGUGUCUGACCUUAGAAAGCAUUUUUCUUUUGGUUUACAGAUGAACCACAUGCGCUGUCAUGUUUGAAUUUAGAGAAUAAACUAUGAUUCAGGAUUUUAAUAAGUCAAUAUUUUACAUCUACCUACACCCUUAGAACUACAAAAUUAUUAGGUCAUUUUAAAUUUAAUUUCUCUGCCCAUAUCUACUUUAGUAUAGCAGUUUUUGUUUACUACUUGAAAUAAUCUCAACAGCAGAAACAUCUCAAUAGCCUCAAAAAAUAAUUGAUUUCACUAUUUAGUUUGUUUCAAUGGAGGAUUUUUACACAAUUCUAUUUAUUAAACAGAUAAUUUGAGUCAACUAAUCAUUUUUUCCAAUCUCAACACAUCCAGAGAUAGUUGAUUUAAUUAAUCAUUAGCUCAUUAAUUUAAUGUAAAACAACUUGUAUUGAAUUUUUUUCUGUUAGGUUUAUCAAUAUAGAAUCAACAAAACAAACCACAAACGAAACAUUCAAUUAUAUAUCCAGAAAACGUCAAGUACACACUAACAAUCCUAAUAAUAAUUUAAAGCAGUCAGAUUCAGUUUAUAAUGUCAAUUUGUACAAAUGUUUCAAUCAAAGAAAGACCAGCAUCACGUCAUUAACUUUCCUGAGAAAGUAUGCGGCGACAGUGGACGGUUUGUUACAUAAAAAAAUUUUAAUUUUAAACUCAAAAUAUAUUAAAUUAAAAAUUUCAAACGCCACAUACAAAAAUGCAAAGAAGUAAGAUGAAAUAUGGUUGGAGCCCACUGGUGGCAGAGUGAUUUAACUGGUGCCACCCCUCCCCGAUAAAACUCAGCUCAGGGCCUCGUUCAGCCUUGGUCCGGCUCUGGAGCGCUGUGAUUCAGAAACACAGCACACACAGAUUUAAAUAAAACAAAAAGACGCACAUCCUCUCUUGUAAUUCACUCCCCCAAAAUAUUUUUAUUUAUUUAUUUUUUGUCUAAAUUACUUGGUUAAGCAGUCACUUCCAUGCCUGCGGUGAUGAGGAUGGUGAUUGGUUCUCAGAUAAUCCCACAUCAUGAUGCUUACGGAACCGCUCCGGCGCGCUACAAUAAGCUGGUUGAUAUUUAAAAGCAUUUGUCUUGUAUAGCUCACAAUGUGUUUUUACCUCACAGCCGUCGGCAAGUGCAAUUUGCACUAUGACAGGUACUUGUUUAUAUUAAACAUCAUGUAAAAUAAGACGUGUAUUUAUUCCGCCGUGUCUUUUAAAAUGAGGAGAGUGUUUGCGGGGCGGACGCCUGUUGUACAUACUGCAGCGCGAAGUGAUGAAAUGUUGAUGAAGAGCCUCUCUCUUGCUGUCCGUCUCCGGCUUUAAGAGCUGUUGUGAGGUGGUGCUUUAAUGUCUGUGAAAAUAAAAGCAAGUUUCAAGAUCAUUCAA